AUGUAAUAAGAUAACAUAUAAGACAAAGAUCAGAAUACAAACACUGAAGAUAAAAAAUAAGUUGAGAAACUAGAGAGUAAUAUGGAAGAAAUGAUGAAUCAUAUUCUUGAUAAACUGAAUUUUGAAGAUAAAACCUAAGCUUAGAAAUAAAUGGAAUAGAUAAUAUCAGAUUUGUAAUCCCUCUUGUUAGAAGAUAUGAUGAAAAAUGAAACACAAAUUUUAGAAUUUGAUGAAGCUGCUAAUGAUAUAGAGUAAGACUAAACAAAAUUAGACUUAUAUCAAUAGGAAAUUUAAAAACUUAAACAGAAGUUUGAUGAACUUUGGAUCAAUAUCACAAAAGAAAAUGAAUAAAAAUUAAAGAAUGAGUUCAAGACACUCUGUGAAAAUAAAUUUCAAAAAAUUUGUAAAAAAUUUGAAAAAUUUAAUGUAUAAUUAAAUCAGCAAGAGCAAUAGGAGAAAAUAUAAAAAUUUUUAAAUAGCUUAAAUAUGAAGGAUCCUAAAGAAGAUGAUUCAAUUUAAUUUUUUGAUACACUAUUUGAUUAUUUGAAUUAAAUUAACUGUUUUGAAUUAAUACUGAAUGAUGAGUAGAAAAAUGAGUAGAAAGGUGGAUAGAAAGAUGAGUAAAAAGAUGAGCAGAAAAGUGAAUAGAAAAAUGAGUAAAAAGUUGAGGAAAAAAUUGAGCAGAAAGAUGUGUAGAAAAAUGAGUAAAAAAUUGAGUAGAAAGAUGAGAAAAAAAAUGAAUAAAAGGAUGAGUCAAAAGAUGAGAAGAAAGAUCAGUAGAAAGAUGAUUAAAAAGAGGGAUUUAUCUUUGAGAAGAAUUUCAAUAAAGAAUUUAAAAAAAAAAUAGAAAGUUGUUUGAAAAUUUAGUAGAUUUUACCUAUUAUUUAAUUUUAUAAUUACGAAAUAGAAUUAAAAUGGAUAGCAAAUACAGAUUUGGAAAAUUACUUGAAAACAACUGCAGCUGAUGAUUUGCAGAACUUUUGUAAGACAUCCAGGAAAAAAGAACCUAUUUUAUAAUUUUUAGAAUACUUUAAUAUUUUUGGUUAUUAUUUUGAUAACAAUAAGUUGGAGGAAUUAAAAGAUUUGGUUCUAGUGAAAAAAGAGAAAAAUCUAUAUGAUUAUUGUUAAUACAAGGAGAUUUCUAUAAGAAAUGAAAAUUUAAAUAUUGCUAGUGAAUUUAGUAAUUUAAUCUGUUAAAGCAAAGAUCUUAAAACAGAAAUAAUCAAAGCAUUCAAUUAUGAAUAGACUCUGGUUGAAUUUAAUGAAAAAAAGUAAAUAAUUAUAAAUAAAAAAUAAAUCUUGAAUGGAGAUCUCGAAGUUAACAACAAUGAAGAUGAAACAAAUUCACUCAUUUUCAACUUUUUAAUAGAUUGUUAAAAAAAUAAACAAAAUUUGGUUGAAUUUCAGAAAUAAAUCUAAAGUAAAAUCACUUAGUUAAUGAAUGAUUAAAAAUAAUAUCGAUGGAAAAAAAUUUACUCUUAAAUUCAUGAAAUAAUUUUAUUAGAAUAUUCUUCUAAUGAUAAUUAAUUGGAUUUAGGUAUGAUAAAUAUUAUAAUGGAUAGAAUAAAAAUUAAAAUAAGAGAAUAUAAUAUUUGCUUUUCUAAUUAUGGAGUAAUUUUAAGUGAUUAAGGAUAAAAAGUUAUAUAUGAUUUUGUAAUAUUCAUUAUUUGGACAAUUUAAUGUUAUCUAACAUAUUAAUCUAAAUUUAAAAUACAAAAUGAACUACUUUGUAAAAUGGAAAUAGAACAAUUUGAAUAAUUUUCUACAAAAAUAAAAUAAAAUAUAAAUUAACAAUCAAAUUUAAAUGGAAAAGUAAAUGCUAAUAUCAUUAUUAAUACAUUGAUAAAAUAAAAUUAAACUAAUAUUUCCAAAAUUACUAAAGAUGAAUUGGUAAAUUUGAAGAAAGAUCCUAAAAUGACAAAUUCCUAUUUAAUAAAUGAACUUGACAAUAAAUUAUUAAAUUAAAAAGAUGUAUUAUAUAAUGAGAAUAACAUUGCAGAAAUUUUUUAAUAUGUAAACUUUUAAACAAAAUUUAUUGAAGAAUUUGUCAAUCAAAGAGUAAAGGAUCUUAGAAAUUAAUAUACUAAAUCAUCUAUUGAGAAAUUCUAAGAAAAUUUGAGUAAGGAUUUAAAUUAGAUUCUUAAUAAGCUAACAUUGAUUUCUUAAUAAGUUUCCGAAAAUUAAAAUGCUUGUGAGUAUUUUUUAAAAAUGGAUAAUUCAAAUGAUGCUUCAAGUAUUCUAUACUAGAUUAUUAUGAAAUGUUUAGUUGGAUCUUUAGUAAAAUCAGAUUUAGAUAAUAUUAAGGAUUAAUAUAAGAGUGUAUUAGAAAAUGCUAAUGAUCUAAUUAAAAUUGAUAUUUUAUUGUCAUUUCCUAAAAAUCAAAAAAAUUAACCUAUUAUUUGA
Molecule: messenger RNA, 2403 nt
Organism: Paramecium sonneborni
Lineage: Eukaryota; Ciliophora; Oligohymenophorea; Peniculida; Parameciidae
Source: the annotation of a GenBank genome assembly